Molecule: messenger RNA, 2065 nt
Organism: Cyprinus carpio (common carp)
Lineage: Eukaryota; Metazoa; Chordata; Actinopteri; Cypriniformes; Cyprinidae
Product: leucine rich adaptor protein 1-like
Biological process (GO): positive regulation of canonical NF-kappaB signal transduction
Source: RefSeq, a predicted model, not a curated record
CGACACGAGGGCGGGUGUCACCUGUGCGUGCGCGCGAUUCAGAUCAGAUCAGACCAGCGGAGCACCGAGGAACAUCCGCGAGCCCGUGCUUCAGAUCCGCGUCUCCGUGCGUUUGACGUCAUGCUCCGGUAGGAUCUGGAUUAUUGAUGAGGAUGAAGAUGGAGGAUCUGCCGGACUUCAGAGACGUGGAGACCAAACUGGGUCGGAAAGUUCCGGAGAGUUUGAUUCGUGCAUUCACGGGCGAACCGUUCAGAGGCUCGGAAACCCGCGAGCGAACCGAUGAUCUACAGACGCUCCACAACAAAAUCAGCUUCCUGCGGCAACAGAUGGCUCAUCUGCGCGGCAUCGACGUCAAACUGAUGCAUCAGCUGCUGUCCAUCAACGAGGGCAUCGAGUCGAUCCGCUGGGUGCUGGAGGAGCGAGGGGGCGGGGCCAGCCACGAGGGCAGCGUGACGGACAGCUUGUGCAGCCUAUCAGACGGCGCGGAGUCUGAGCGCGGCUCCUGCAGCGACGGGCUGGACGGGAUCUCUCUGGGCAGUUAUCUGGACACGCUCGGGGAGGACGACCUCGAACGCUCCUCGCCCGCAGACCUCUCGGACGAGGAGACCUUCACCAAACCUCCUCAACGGCCUCGCGUGGAAACCGACGAGUACUACUGCUUCGGAUAACGCUAACGUGUGCCUGGAUAAAGACAUCCGACCCGCAUCCAAAUGGAAAGCAUACGCUCUUUACGAGUAGUUUUAGGAAAUCAUUAGAGUAGCUGAAGAUUUAGCUCACGCUUCUCGUUCUAAAGGGAACGGUGACGUUUCUUCAAGUCAACGAUGUUCGGGUUCGACUUAAAGUCGAUGUGCAGUAAGAAACAGUGACUUUCUAAAAACCAGACCCAUCCUUGAACCUGAUCGUAAACGGAGAUAAUCUGUUCAACCCUUUGUCUUAAAUGUUUGUGAGAAUCGUGCUCGAGUCGAUGGUUUGGUCCAUUUGCUGUGUUCACACUCACUCAAUCCGGUUUGAAAGCUGAAUUCAGUUUAGUGACGUUCUGGAGAUCCGCGCUCUCCAGGAGUAUCUCCAUCAACAGACUGAAAUUGAAUGUCUCUGCAGGUCUUACAAAGUCUUAAUUCACAUUUUCACAAACCAGGCUUUAAAAGGUCUUAAAUCAGAAAGCCUCUGAGUCGUGUAACUAAAUGUUGCAGGCACUGUGUUUUUGUCUGGUUUUCCAGCACAAACAUCUUUAAAUCUAGAUUCAUUUACUGGAGAUGAAUGAAGAUGAAGUCUUGGGGAGUGAAAACUUGUCUUCCCUGCGUCUGUCAGUCUGAAGCAGAGUGUGAACGCAGCCGUCGCUCGCUGACCAUCGGAUCGAUCCCUUCUCGCUCACAUGCUAAUGCUAACAUGGCUAACUCCUCACACGUUUACAUCGACGGCUCUCGGUGCUCUGCUAAUGUGUGAACUGACGGGUUGUGUGAAGUUUCCAGCGCUUUAGCGUUGAAGUGCAAUUCCUGCUCAUGCCAAAGCUAGUUAACGACUCUAACGCGUUUAACCGACGCUUCGGUCAGGUUUAAAUCUUCACGGCAAUAACGAGAUUGUUCUUACUUGAAUCUGUAACGUUUUCAAGUGAAUUGAGUAACUUUAUUUUAAUACCGAUAUGAUAUUUUGAGAACUGUAAUGUCACAGCAGGUUUUCAUCUCUGCGACGUCUAUUUGACGUCUGCAUUACAUCUGCAAGACGUGUUUUUUAGAGAGUUUGCUCAUCUGUAACACGUCUAUAGGACGUUUCCUAUCAGAUGUCAAAUAGACAUUUAGAAGAUGUGUAACUGACAUCUUAAAGACAUCUGUGAGCUGUUUGUACACAGCAGAUGCUUUCCAGAUCUUUAACAGACCUCUUGCAGACGUACCUGUGCUGUUUUGUUGUUUUGUGUUGGUGAUGAAAUGAUGUGUUUGUGACGGUGGUUAUUUGUGCUGCUAUUUCAUUUGGUUUUUGUGUGUGUUUGUUUGAUUGAAAACUCCUAAUUUAUUGUUCAUUUUCAACUUUAUUUUUGGGGAAAUGUCAAUACAUUGUGACUUAUUUUGUC